AUGAAAAUAUAAAAGCAGAAUCCUUUAUAUUUGAUAUCAAUGUAACAAUAAUCUGAAAGAUAGUUGAAUAAGACUAAAUCAUAGGAACUAGAUUACCCAUCAGAUAUGGAGAAGGACAGAGAUUCAGAUAAUGAUAACUAAAUAAUCUAUAAAAGAUAACUUUCAUAUUUAGAAUAGAAUUCUCAACUAUAGAAGACAAAUUUUUCUGAUAUAAAUAUAAUCGAAUAAAAUAUGAAUACAAUUCAAAAAAUAUUGAAAUGA
Molecule: messenger RNA, 261 nt
Organism: Paramecium sonneborni
Lineage: Eukaryota; Ciliophora; Oligohymenophorea; Peniculida; Parameciidae
Source: the annotation of a GenBank genome assembly